AUGGAAAAACAAUUCAGCCAUGUGGAGAGGUACGGAUACAUCAUAUCCGAGAUUAAUGGAAAAAAGGAGGAGAUGCUAAAGGAAGAGGACUACAACGCCCUCAAGAGAUGCGAGAAUCUCGAGGAGGUGGCCAUCAAGCUGUCCAAGACGUACCGCAGCCUUUCGGAGGGCAUUGCAUAUACAAAGCCUGAGCUAAAGAAAAGACUGCUGGAGACUCUAAAGGCAGACUUUGACCACUAUCGCGAUGUCGAAGAUAAGGGCAUAAGAACAAUUCUAGACUAUUACAUGGACUUCCACAAGAUCCAGAACUUCUUCUAUCUUCUGCAGUGCAAGCUCCAGGAUCCAAACCUUGGCAGGAGCUUCGAGAAGAUCGAGAUAGGAGACUUCAGUGCGCUGAGGACAAUCAAGUUCUCAAACAACAUGGACGACGUCCAGAGAUACUGCAUGGAAAACAGCUUUCUGAAGAAGUUUGAGGAGAGAGUCAGGUUUAAGAAAGAGUUCUCUGCAAACAACUUCCAGGUUCUGCAGACACUGUUUUUCAAGUUCCACAUCGAGGAGACGUAUAGGAACCUCAAUGACGACAUGGAGCAUAUGAGGGAGAUACUGAGGCUGGAGGGAGACAGACAGAUAAUAGAGAUCGCGAUGAACACGCUUAACUCGAAGGACUUGGUGGGCAGAAAGAGAAUGAGUCUGUUCCCUGACGUCCACUCCAUGGAUCUUAGGACAAGGGAGCUUCUGUCGCACGUCGAGGGCCUGGAGGAUAUGAAGUCUGUUCUAAGCACAAGAUACAACUUUGAUAAGGACAUCUCCAACGUCCUUAUAAGAGCUGAACUCCAAAAAUACCAGGAGUCGUUCAGCAUGUACGGCGAUCUGAGCUGUGUAUACUCGUACUUCAAGAUCAAGGAGCAGGAGAUAAAGAACAUCCUGUGGGUUGCAGAAUGCAUUAUACAGAAUAGGCGUGAUGCAAUGGACCACCUGUUUGUAGUCUGA
This is a messenger RNA of Encephalitozoon cuniculi GB-M1, 990 nucleotides long. Its product is annotated as H(+)-transporting V0 sector ATPase subunit d. Lineage: Eukaryota; Fungi; Microsporidia; Unikaryonidae. Gene Ontology annotation, molecular function: proton-transporting ATPase activity, rotational mechanism. Gene Ontology annotation, biological process: vacuolar acidification; vacuolar transport; proton transmembrane transport. The coding region runs from base 1 to 990 and encodes 329 amino acids. The transcript has a single exon. The record is from RefSeq and is marked provisional. Gene Ontology annotation, cellular component: vacuolar proton-transporting V-type ATPase complex; proton-transporting V-type ATPase, V0 domain.